AUGAAUUGCCCCUCCAGAACCGAUGACACGCUCGAGAACCCGGGCUGGAACCAAAACCCACCCGCGCUGAAUGCCGACAUAACUACUCGAAACAAUUUUAAUGGCAUAGCCAACUCGAAGGUCCACAGGAGGCAUGCAUCUGGGAAGGGAAGCCCUCUGGGGGAAGGAAUUACGGUGAUCGAGUCUCAGUCCUAUGGCACCGAUGGAGGCGAGCCGGAGAGUGAGAAGAAAACCCCUGGCGAAGUGGUCUCUGCUGCCUCUGGGUAUGAACCACCCAAGGCAGACAGCGGAUUACCUCGCCGUCACUUUCCACAGUGUAUCACGUCUUUUUCUUUGCAUGUGGCCCAGAGCAUCGUCAAGUUCGCCCGUUUCGUGGGUCCUGGCUUCUUGAUCGCUGUGGCUUACAUUGACCCCGGGAACUAUGCCACCGAUGUUGCUGCCGGGGCUGAGUUUCGAUAUGCCCUUUUGUUCAUUGUACUCCUCUCCAACCUUUUUGCUAUAUUCCUACAGUCCUUGUGUAUCAAGUUGGGCACGGUAACGGGUUUGAAUCUUGCAGAGAAUUGCAGAGAACAUCUCCCCAAAUGGCUGGUGAUUGUUCUCUAUAUCUUUUCCGAGGCUGCUAUUGUGGCAACCGACAUUGCUGAGGUUGUGGGAUCGGCAAUUGCGCUCAAUCUUUUGCUGAAGAUCCCUCUGGUCGCUGGAUGUGCCAUCACUCUGGCCGACGUCCUCUUCAUUCUCAUCUUCUACAGGCCAAAUGGUUCCAUGUGGGGUCUACGUUUAUUCGAAUUCUUUGUCAUGGCCCUGGUGCUGGGGGUUGUGGUGUGCUUCUGUAUUCAGCUAUCUCUCAUUAAACAUCAGUCAGUUGGUGAAGUUUUUAAGGGAUACCUGCCAUCAUCGGCCGUCGUACAGUCACAGGGUCUGUACCAGAGCUGUGGGAUCCUCGGCGCUACAGUUAUGCCCCAUUCCAUGUUUCUCGGCAGCGGUGUCGUCCAGUCACGCUUGAAAGAUUUCGAUGUCACUCAAGGCUACGUGGAUGCAUCGGUCUGCAUAGGAAGUACAGGCGGAGAGGUGGAAUAUAGACCGUCCCUCCAUGCCAUCCGGGGCUGUAUGAAAUACUCCAUCAUCGAGCUCACAUUGUCACUUUUCACUUUCGCACUAUUUGUGAACAGUGCGAUCCUCAUUGUUGCUGGCGCUUCUCUCUACGGAACAUCGGGCGCUGAUGACGCUGAUCUCUGGGGGAUUCACAACCUUCUCUCCAAAUCCAUCUCUUCCGCCGCGGGCCUCGUCUUUGCGCUAGCCUUGCUUCUUUCGGGCAUUUCUGCCGGCAUUGUUUGCACCAUGGCGGGACAGAUGGUGAGCGAGGGGAUGCUGAACUGGAGCAUUCAGCCCUGGCUUCGCCGACUGAUCACGCGGUCGAUCAGCAUUAUCCCCAGUAUUAUCAUUGCCGGGGCUGUGGGGAAGGACGGGUUGAACAAAACCCUCACGGCCAGUCAAGUGGUGUUGAGUGUUAUCCUUCCGUUUGUAUCCGCUCCAUUGGUCUACUUUACUUGCCGUAACCGCUACAUGACCGUCCCCGCUGAACGAAUCAGUUACGGUCAGGAGCCAGGGGACCAGGUGCCUCAGGAGGGCGUCAAAAUGAGAAACAACUAUCUCGUUUCGGGAAUAGCCAUUGCCGUAUGGCUGAUUAUUGCUGUUAUGAACGUCGCAUUGCUUGUCCUCGUUGGGCUCGGCAAGGCUUGA
Molecule: messenger RNA, 1740 nt
Organism: Aspergillus tanneri
Lineage: Eukaryota; Fungi; Ascomycota; Eurotiomycetes; Eurotiales; Aspergillaceae
Product: NRAMP family metal ion transporter
Exons: 3
Coding region: 1-1740 (579 amino acids)
Biological process (GO): intracellular manganese ion homeostasis; iron ion transport
Cellular component (GO): membrane
Molecular function (GO): manganese ion transmembrane transporter activity; cadmium ion transmembrane transporter activity
Source: RefSeq, a predicted model, not a curated record